ACCGAAUUCAGCAGGAGUUGUACCGCUUCCCUCAAUGUUUAUCGUGCUCAGUUGUUGUGUAUCUUUCGUAGAGUGACAGUAUCGGUGUUGCGAACUGCGUAUAAAGAUGCCGAUAGGAACGUGAAACCAAAGCCAAUACAAAACAAACAAUCUAUUCAAUGAAGCAUCAUAAGUGAAACUUCAGUCUAAUCUACUUUUAACGGUUUUCUUAAUUAAUUAAUUUAAAACCUAUUUAUGUAUUUAUAAUAACCUAAUUUAUUUAUUUAUUUAACUUAUUAAAACUUUCAAACGAAACAAAAAUCCUUACUUUGUAAUUUCGUCACCUGUUCGAGUCAAAAAAAAAUUAAGCCAACCUUCUAAAUCACCUAAUUUAUUUUCAAAAAAGUCAUUAAAUUUAAAACGAAACCAAGCGAUUGUUUAACAGUUCUGAGAAGAAAAAACUAAAACUAAAGCCACACAAAACGCAUAACCAAACUAAACAAACGACAGAAAAGUACAAAUUAAGCACUAAAAGAGUAAAUUACAAAACGCAUACAAAACGGAGUGUGAGUAGCCGAAAAAGAAGAAAAAAAACCCAGCAGUUGUGGUCUGGUCGCAACAGCCGAGCGUGUAAACUCUACCAAAAAUAAUAUUUAGAGUAAUCCAAAACACACAAACGAGGAGGCAGCAGCGUACGAAGAGAAGUGAGGUGCUGACAAUAAGUUGUUCCCGAUAUUGAGCCUGUUAGAAUACGUAAACCGAAGGCACAAAUUUGCUCUUGCCAGCAACAGCAGCAGCAGUAUUAUUUUGUUCACUCAUACACAAGUUGUCCGUGAAAGAGAGUAGAAAUCAACAAACAACAAAACACACAAAACGUACAAGUACAAACAAAGCCAGCUAAACAAAUCAGUAAUAAGCAACAGUAAUAGCAAACAAACAAAACAAAACAAAAGUAAUAGUCUAAAGCCACAAAUUGUGAAAGUGUUCAAAUCUUGAUCUUUAAUGAAAAUGUUACCUUUACCGAGAAAGUUGUGCGAGCAACUGAGUUACUUUUAAUACGAGAGUGAAAACAAACUAUUUACCUGAACACAAACAACAAAAAAGCAGAACAAUUAGAUCACACCGAGAAGAAAUAGUGUAAAAUAUACCAAAUCAAACAGAAGAUUACAACAGUUCUUUUAGUGAAAAAAGUGUUUAUUGACAAAAAAUAUCUACCUCUGACGAAGAAAGUUUCGCAAAAAAAACAAGUGAGCUUUGAAAGUUCAAAAAAAUAAAUUAAACCAGUGUUUAGCUUCGUACUUUUGUUCGGUUCCACUUUGGAAAAAAUAAUUUCGGUUUCUCUAGUCGUGAACGUACUUUGAGUGAACUCUCCCGGUGCGUGUGUCCCGUGUGAAGGUAGCGUCCGUUGAACGGGCUAUGAUUUUGUGUGUUAGUAAGAUACCAGAGACUAAGAUGUAGUAUGACAUCAAUGAUGAGUGUUACAACAGCGGAGGAUACUACCGACCAUAGUUUACCUUCGUUCGCCUCAUUUACCGCCGAGCUGGAGCCCUCAUGGGAUUACUACGAUCGUCAGGAGCGCUCGAACGGUUCUACCAACGGGGGUGAUGUGAUAUCGUCCCAGACAAGCAAUAGUAGUUAUACCAGACCCUGGGAGAUGGACUCCAAGGAUCAACGUGCGGUGAUCCCGAAUGGGGGUGGUGGCGGCGGCGGCGGAUUUGAGCCCUUCCCGAAGCUACCAUCGUUCCAGAGUCAGUUUCAUGGGUACAAUGAUACGGCGAUGGGUGCUCCAGAACCCAGUUUACCUCAAGUCACAGCGGUCCCGGUGCCGAUAUCACCGAGUUCAGCAUCACCCGGUACGGGUGGAUCACUGACACAGCUCACGCAGUUGACGCCAACUCCACUGACGCCACUGCAAAGUGGGCUGGGAUCUAUCGGAGGCUCACACAGCUUCCACACACUGAGUGCUGUUAAUCCACGUCCGUACCCUAUCGUACCUGCGCCCAUUCAGGCUCGUGACAUCCCGACCAUGAAUCAGCAGUACAUAGACGAACGCCACAUCCAGCUGUAUCAGCCGAUCUCGAGCUUUCAGCCACAAACAAUUCCCACCGUGACGGUCAUCAAAAAUGAGGUUGUUGACUUCGAUCUGUCCUCCAUCAAGAAUGGAACGCUCCAUCACAGCAACUUCCACAGUCCGUUAAUAGAUAAUAAUAUGUUCUCCCAAAGUGGGCUGACGCAUCAUCAUACAAUACAGUCACAACAACAGCAGCAACAACAACACCAACCUCAUCACCAAACCCAUCACCAUCUGCACCAGCCCCAGCAGAACCUGGUGACACCGUCAGUCCAGGAGCACCACAUCACCAACCACACCAAGCUGACCAGUUCGACGACGAACCUGGACAGCAGUACCCAAUCGGCGCAGAUAACUCGGAUCGCCGACAAUCGGAAAAAAGAGCGGCGGAAAAUGCGGGCCCCCUCGCUCGAGUCCAGUGCCGAGUCCGAGGGUAGUGCAAUGGAAAUUGGCGACAGUGGCAAUCCGGGACAGGUCGCGGCCAUCUCGAGUACGGCCAAUUUCAAGAGUCCCAUGCACACCAUGAGCAUGGACACGGACGACGGCGGCAUCCCAGGCGAAAAGCAGACGAAGAAAAAGCGCAAACGUUGUGGCGAAUGCGUUGGAUGUUCGCGCAAGGACAACUGUGGCGAUUGUGCUCCAUGUCGGAACGACAAGAGCCACCAGAUCUGCAAAACCCGGCGCUGCGAGAAACUGACGGAAAAGAAGAUUCUGUACGGCCCCGAUGGACAACUGCUGAAACCGGAAUCGCGACGCGGUCGCGGCAAGGGACGUUCCUCGAAAGCGGCAGCCCAAGCCGCUGCCGCCACGACGCCAGGCAACAACGGAGGUGCUACCACCGAUGCCAACGGAACGGUCGUGACGUACGACGCCAAUGGACAACCUGUGCGCGAUGGGAAGCGUGGCCGUGGACGAGGACGCGGUGGCGGGAGUGGACGCGGUCGAAAGGCGUUGAACCUUGGUGCCACACCGAAGAAUCUGCCCCAGAACUCAUCAGGCAGUCCGGCGCCGGCAUCUUUGCCACACCCAUCACCCAACACUACUACCGGUGCUGCCGGAACGCCAAAUGUGGUGCAAUCGAGCCAGCUAGUGACCGUCUCGGGCGCCCAGACCGGAAUCAACAGCACGCUGCUCGGCAACCCAAGCCAGCCCCAGCAAGCCCAACAGCAGCAGCAAUCGCUGCAGCAGCAGGUCGCUCAAACCAUACCGACUAAUCAGGGCCUGCAGCAGCAUCAGCAGCAUCAACCACAGCAGCAACAGCCCCCACAAACACCCCAGCAAGUGCCAACCGGUGUUAUUAAGGCUGAAACAAUGAAGGAUCAACCACAGCAACCGAUGGCACCAAUGGCAUUCUACCCGACUUGGCAAGCCGAUCCUUCCCAGGGUUGGCAGAAUCAGUUUAUCCAGCAGAUCCCACAAAACACUCCCGCCAUCACGCCGCUGAACUCGCUCGAAUUCCAGCCACAGGGCUACGCCGCAUACCAGCCAAACGGUUACGUCCAAACGGCCGGCAUCGGUUUCGAUCCCAACUAUGGUCGGACAUACGCAGCACCACCCGCAGUGCAGCGAUAUGAGUUCCAAACCAAUCAGAUCACACCGAUCAACCAGGUGUCACUGCAGAGUGUUUCCUUCGCACCAACUGUUACCUACGCUGGGCAGGUUUCGACCGGACCCGCCGUAGUGUCACACAACCCGCACGAUCAGUUCAAUCUCCAGCUGAAGCAGCAGACGUCGGGAAACGACAUGCCUGGAUAUCCACGGGUGAACAGCGUACCGCCGCGCUCACUCAAUUGUAAUGGAUAUUCAGGCCAACAAGAAUAUGGCGGACAAACAACCACCCAGGCCAGCUCGGCAACGACUAAUGUGACCAACGCGAAUGGAACUUCGAGCAGUACCGGCACAAGUGGCGCCGGUAGUGGCUCUUCCAUGUACCCACCAGCACAGGUCCCACAGUCGCCGAAUCGUCAAUCCCAGCAGCAGCAACCUCCACGUCCUAACUCCAACCAACAGUUGUACGCACAGCAAUCUCCCAAUCCGUACAACAGCAAUGGAAACAAUAACUUGCAGCAGUCACCGAAUCACAACAAUGGUGCCAACAGCGCAAACAAUAACAACGUUUAUGCGCAGCAAACACAUAGUGGCAUGCACACGCCAUCACCCAUGCAAACGCCAGACAAUCAUCAGUCCCCGAAUCACAUCAACCACAAUGGUGGCCAUCAACAGCAGCAGCAACAGCAAUCCCAAGGUGACUGGGGUGGCUGGAAUCAACAGCAGCAGCAGUCGGCCGAUCUUUUUAACCAAUCGGAUCGGGUGAACUUAAAUUCGCGAAUAAAAACGAUGAUCAUGAACAAAAACGACCCGAAGGAUGUGAUCGGUGGUGGUGUUCUUCAGUCGGCGGGUCAACACAUGACCCAUCUAGGUGUCCAAAGCCCAGUGCUUGGACAGGGACCGGCUCAGCAACAAACCGGUCAUUUUUUAUCGUAUAGCCACCAUCUCCGAGACAGCCUAACGCCUACAACACUGGCGGCUGGCAGCGGCAGUAAUACUGCCUCCGGCCAGUCCCCGGUACCGAACUCAGCAAUGAUGGGUGGCGGUGCAGGCAGCGGCAGCAACAGUAGUUCCAACGAUGGUACUAUCGGAGAUGGUGGCGGUUUAAUCAACAGUAUUAGCAAUAUUGUUGAUCCCAACUGGAAGCAGAGCAGCAAAUCGCCCGGGUUAGGAGGAAUAGACAGCAACAAUGGAGGAGGAGCAGCAAUAGCAGGAGGCAGCAGAGCAGCAGAGCACGAACAUCAUACGCUAAUGGGUGACAUUCAUCACGGUAGUAAGCAUCAGGGUUUUGAGCAGAAGCAGCAACUAAUCGACAAGAAUAAUACCGAUCCAGGAGGUGGUAGACAGCAUCACGACACUGGCGGCGGCGGCGGCGGACAUGACAUUAAGCAUAAACUUAAUUCCUCCAAAUCGUCGUCUUCAUCAUCGUCCUCCUCGAAAUCCAAGAACAGUAGUAGUCAUAAGAAUAGCGAUAAGCAUAGCAAAUCGAAAAACAAUCAUCAUCUCGACAUGAAUCAACAAAUAGACUCUAACAAAUCUUCCAAUAAUCUUAAUUCGAGCUAUUCAAGCAGUAGUUUUAUGAGCGAACACCAUUCGUCGUCAUCUUCUUCGUCGCCCUAUCCGAAUCUUAAUCAAACAUAUCUGGCAACCAAUCAUAACAACAGUAGCAGUAGUAGUAGUGGUGGUAGUAACGCAUCGUCCCUAGCCCUCGGUGGCGGCUAUCCGAGCCACCUGGACAGCAAGCUGGACGACAAAAGUCCUCUGAAUCGAUUCCGGCAUGAUAACCUCAACAGCGGGUUCAAUCCACAUCUUCCCCACUCGCAGCAGACAUCUCACGUUCACGGGGGUGGCGCAUUCCACCAUCCACAAACGGCCGGCAGUGGCGCCUCGUCAGCCUACAAUCUAAUGAACGUCAAAAAAGAGCCGGGUUUGCUGGACGAGAGCCAACCCCCCAAAUUCGAUGGGUACGAGAAGAACUACCAAAACUUUAUCCGUUACGGGGAUUAUAACGAGAGCAGUCAGCCCACGCAGGUCCAACCACCUCAGCAUGGCAGCUCCGUUGGUGGCGGCACGAAAAGCGAAUACAACAGCUACUACUCUCCCUACGGCGGCUAUCCAGGGUACCAGAACUAUCCCAACUAUCACAAUCAAAACUUCGGCAACACUUCGGCCAGCGGCACGCUUCCGCUGACUCCCGAGGCGAACACACCUCUGCCGGCAAUCACCACGCCCGUAGCGCACCAAACCAACUUCGAGCAGCAAAUUCCCGCUCACACCUACCCAAUCCCCAAGAAUAACAAUCUCUCCCAAGCGGCAGAUGUUCCUAUCAAGCUGGAAACCGAGGACAAUUCCUAUCUCAACAAUCCAGCGUCGUUGGACGAAGCCCCCACAGACAACAACGUCCCGGUGACAGCUGUGAACAACAUCGCCGGAGGCUCGGAGAAUACUUCCGAGUCGGAGGCUCCUCCUCCUGCCCAGACCCCAGCAAGUACCCCGACUACGGGCGGCGGCGGCAGCAGCAAGUCCAAAAAAUCCGACAAAAAGGACAAAUCCAACAAAGACUCACCGGCACAGGGCGAAGUGAAAACUGAAGGCGGAGCAGGUAGCGGUGGUACUGGUGGUGGUGCCAGCAAGUCCAGCAGCAAAAAGAAGGAACCCAGCAAGAAAAAGGAACUGGAAGCGGCCGCGAUGAAGCAAGCCGAGGAUGAAAAACUUGAAAAAGCCCACAAACCAGAGGCACCGGACUGUGAUUGUUUCAACUCGACCGACAAUAAGCCCCCGUCCGAGCCGGGCAGUUACUACACCCAUCUAGGAAACGCUACCACGCUGGAGGAGCUUCGUCGCGAGACGGAGAACCGCGUCGGGCUCAGCGGCAAGCAAUUGCGAAUCGAAAAGGUUGUGUACACCGGCAAGGAGGGCAAAUCCAGCCAGGGAUGCCCGAUCGCCAAGUGGGUCAUCCGACGGGUUGACCCGGAGGAGAAGCUGCUGUUCAUCGUCAAGCGAAGACAGGGGCAUCGAUGUAAAGCGUCCUUCAUUGUGAUAUGCAUCGUCGUCUGGGAUGGUAUUCCAACGCAGGAAGCGGACAGCGUCUAUCGGAUGCUGGCGGUGAAGCUGAACAAAUACGGUCUUCCAACGGUGCGUCGCUGUGCGACGAACGAGAACAGAACAUGCGCCUGUCAAGGUCUCGACCCCGAAACGUGUGGCGUCUCGUACAGUUUUGGCUGCAGCUGGUCGAUGUACUACAAUGGGUGCAAGUACGCCCGCUCCAAGACGGUGCGCAAGUUCCGCUUGUCCGUGAAGAACGAGGAAGCGGAAAUCGAAGAGCGCAUGAACGUUCUGGCAACCAUGUUGAGUCCACUGUACGUCACGGUGGCUCCCCAGGCAUUCCAGAAUCAGGUCCAAUAUGAGCGGGAAGCUCCCGAUUGUCGGCUAGGAUUGAAGCCCGGGAAGCCCUUCUCAGGCGUGACCUGCUGCUUGGAUUUCUGCGCUCACACCCACAGAGAUUUGCACAACAUGCAGGAUGGGUGUACGGUUCAGGUUACUUUGCUGAAACCGCUUCCGCCGGGUGUCAAACCGGACGACGAGCAACUGCACAUUCUCCCGCUGUACACGAUGGACACCACGGACGAGUUCGACAGCGAGGAAGGCCAAAAGAAGAAAGCCGAAACCGGAGCCGUUCAAGUGCUGGAGAAAUUCCCAACCGAAGUUCGAGUGCGAUCCACUCCGCUGCAGCCAUGUCGACGCCACGGCAAAAAGCGGGGCAACGGCAAGGAUGAAAAGGCCAAGGAUGAUUCCAACAAUGAGGAAUCCAUUCCCGAGACACCACCGCCACCUCCUCCGCCAACGAAGAAGGAAAGUAAAUCGAAGAGCAAGAAAGGUUCCUCCAAUAGUUCGUCAACCAGUAAUAAUAGCGGCGGCACCAAUAUUAGCAACAGUAACCAAAAUAGUCAAAGCUCUACAGGUUCCUUAUCGCCGAGAGCGCAAACUCCCGGUAACAACAGCAUAAAGUCUGCUGGAAGCGCUGGCAACGGUAACAACGGCAUUCCGCACGUCAGUAAAGCAGGGCCCAAUCAGGGUCCUCCUGUGGGAAACAAUGGAUCGAACAGUGCAUUCACGCCGCCAAAUGCCAUCAAUUCGCCGAACAAUCCGGGCAACGGGAACAGUACUCUCGUAGAUAUGGCGUCGAUGAUUGACAACUUCACGGAUGCACAGCUUCAAUCAAACCAAAUUUCCAGCACGGUACUAGACUCACCGUAUAGUUAUGACUACAAUACCGGCCAGUACAUCGAUAACCGACAGUAUUACAAUAACUGGCCGACUGAUUACUAUGGGAAUAGGACGGAUCCCAACAAGAUGCUGGGCAGAAACGAAGAAAUCCCUGAUACUACCACGCGACCGGGUAGUAACAGUAGUAAUUCCGCAUUUAGUCCCAGUAUUCCCGAUCCGACGAAAACGCCGACUCCAAUACAUAUGGAUGACUACAGUAGUACUAAGCUGACCCAACAGCAAAGCCAAACUACCUAUCAUACACUUCAGCAACCGGAACAAGGGUUUGUCAAACCGAAACCUCCGGAUUACAACCCAGGAUAUGGUUACCAUCCGAACACUCCCAUGGGUUACGGAUAUCAUCCACCCUACACGCCAUAUGACCCCUACCAAAACUACAACUACGGCUACCCACCUCAGAGCUACCAUCCCACAUAUCACAACAUGUAUCCCACGACUCAAACGCAGCUGCCGGGUACAGGUCCAGCACCUCCGCCACCACCAACCGCGGUCAUACCGGCACCUCCUCCGCCAUCCAACUGGAACCUCUACCCUCCACAUCCGCACCAUCAGACGCACAUCUCACCGGCAGCCCCGACGCAACUGCACCCCACACAUCAGCCCCACCUCGGCGGUCCCAAGCAGCAGGACAUCAUCGCACCGGUCAUGCAGCAACCCGCUCAACCACCUCCGCCACCUCCACCGCCGAAAGAAACCCUCGGCGAGGUGACGGAAACGAACGAGAACCUAGACUGCUUCGAGGAUCCCCAGAUGGGAGGGGUAUCGAUCGCGCUGCCCCACGGAAGCGUAGUGAUCGAGUGUGCCAAGCUGGAAAUGCAUUCGACGACGGCACUGAAGAAGCCAAACCGGCUGAACCCGACCCGGAUGACGUUGAUCUUCUACCAGCAUCGCAAUCUGAACCGACCGAAACACGGCAUCGCCGAAUGGGCGGAGAAGAUGCGGCUGAAAAAGCUGGGUGUCGCCACGAACGAUCCGAUCGACGACAAGGAUAUGCUGCUGAUGCAGGAGGAUGACAUCAAGGCGGAACCGCUGGACGAUCUGCACCACAUGCGGCACAUGGGAGAUGAACACGAUAUGAUGGACGUCGAGUACUCUGGUGUCUAGUGGUGAGAGAAAAAUCUGCCGCCAGGGCGACCACUGGAUGAGCAGAUUAUAAAUACACCACCACGUAACGGUAACAACAAUAACAAUAACUACGGUACACAAUCGACAUCGUCGGCGGCACUGACAACGUCGAUUCCGUUGGCGUCGCAGCCGCUGCUACCGAGCGGAACGAGCUCCCGACCGUUUCAGCAGUCGCAGCUACCACACCAAUGGCUCCCAACUCCGGGGGGACUCCAGGGCCAACCAACAGCAACACACGAUGCAAUGCAUGAUCCUAACCAAUACUACUAUUACUACUACUACUGAGCUACUGGAUGGAUAACCGAGAUAGAUCGAUCGAUCAAGUGAAAUGAUCAGAUCAUAUUAGGAUUCGCGGAUGAUGAAAGAGAAAGAGUGUGUGAGGAUCGUCGAUACGUACGUUCCAGUAUUUUUGAUGGGAGGAAGAAAAGAAGACACAUCAAACCACGUUCAUUGUUUCUUUGACUUGUUCAAAUGUUUAGUUAUUUCCCGUCUUAAGAUGAGAGUAGACGUAGAUUAAUACUACUCUUCUUAAUCGUUAAAUUCUCACGCAAAAAAUCUCUGUUCUAAUUAGUUCUAAUCGUUUAUCAGACCGACAACAACAAGCGCAACACACAUACAUACACUAAUCAUCAUAGAAAAAAUAUCAAAAAUAACUUUUGAACAGAAAUCAAAUAUUUUAGAUGAGAAAAAAUAGCAAAUUUAAAGUAAAUGAAAAGCAAAACAAAGUCUAUAUCGAAGCCAAAAGUACAAAAACAAAUUGUUAACACACACACACACUCUCAACAGAGACAUCCACACAGACCGAAUGAAACUUACAAAUCAAAUUUGGUUGUAUAUUAUCAAAAAUGCGCAUAAAAUACACUCAAAAAUUGCUUCUUUUCUCGCAACUUCAAAAAUACUUACUGUCCGGACCGCCAUUCCUGGCAUUAAUCUCCUUGAUUUUUUGCUGCUUACCACCAAAACUACUUACUAUUGAUGAAACAAUACGAAAGAAAAAAAAACACGAAAUGCGAAUACUGCUCUCGCUCGAAAUUUUCCGGUCGGGGGGAGAACUGUCAAUCUCCUCCCAGCCUGCUGUGCUCCAUUGUGCAAAAUUUGUUUAUGAAAAACAGCUGUUACUUUUUCCUCCUAUAUUUUUUCCUGUAAAUAUUCAAUUCCUUCUUUCCGCAGCGAUCACGCAUAACCUCCUCUCAGUAAGCGUGUGAUCCGUGUGAUCUCUCGUAAGAUCGUUUUAAAGCAAAUUAAUAUUUAAGAGUUUUAUUUUGUCUCUCUCUGUCCCACAAAUCUUGCGCUCGAGAGAAGCGCGAACCGAUUGCGCCUAGAUUAAAUCGUUUUUGAUACUUUCCCUCAUCAUUUCCCAUACAUAUUUUGUACCCUAGUUUGAGUAGGUUUAGUGAAUGAUACGAAUGCGAAUGAAUGUGAAUGUGUGCACAGUUCACAAACAUCCCCACAUUCAAGAAACGAUAAAAAAAUUCAAAGAUGAAAAAGUAUUAAUAUUUUAAUUAGUCUCUAGUUACCUACCUUUUCUUUAUUUGUUUGUUCUUUCUAUUAAGUAGUUUCCUCCUGUGUAGUAGUGUAACGCGUAAACACGCUUUGAUUAUUGAUAGUUUUAAUUUUCUUGUCCCCACUCUCGAAUCAUGAAAUGAAACAUGUAAAAGACAUUAGCCGCGAACAGCAGCAGCCACGUGUUGUUCUUCGCUCUGAAAAAAGGAAAACACCGGACGAGAACGAAAUCAUUAAUUAUUUAAAAAACAACCUUAUUUAACUAUUUAUUGCGAAGUGAAACCUCCCCCACUCACAGAAACGCACACACACGCAAACCGUGUGUGGGUGUGCGCGCGUAUUGAAAGCAGAGUGAAAUGAAGUGAAUCUAUUCAACAACAACUAACGUUAAAACACACAUUCACACACACACACACACACACACACACUUAAGCAUAUAAGUAACGAUUAUUGUCAUUAAAUUAUACAUUAGGUUUAAGCAUCAUUUUUUUUGUGAGCGAGAUCAAUCUCUCGUGGUUUAGUUAUUGUAAACAAAAAAACGGAAAAGAACAAUUGUCGCAACACAUUUGUGCGCACGCGAAUAUUUUUUGGCCAUAUGGAGUGCGAAAGCAGCAGCAGCAGCCCAACAGGAACGAAAUGAGAAGAUUCUGUUGGUUUUUCCCCUUUUUCUCUGAACCUUCGUUUUUUGAACUCUGCUCUGUAGAAACAAGACAAAACCCAUUAAUAAUAGAUGUAAAAACAAAACAAAAAAAAACGCAAGCGUAGAAAUGUUAUUCAAUCAGCAUAUUGAAAAAUUAAACAAAAAUAAUGAUGACCGAGAGAGAGGAGAAUGGGCGCGAAAAGACGUCAUAAGCUGUAAGGUAGGAGAAGAUAAAUUUGCCAUAUUGAUUAAAAAACUUAAACACGUAAAGCAUGCGUAAAAGUAGUGAAUACUCAAACGAUGAAAUACAUGGAAAAUUAUUUUAAACAGUAAAUAACGGAAGAAUAAACUACAGUUUUUUUAAGCAA
Molecule: messenger RNA, 11521 nt
Organism: Toxorhynchites rutilus septentrionalis
Lineage: Eukaryota; Metazoa; Arthropoda; Insecta; Diptera; Culicidae
Gene: Tet
Product: methylcytosine dioxygenase TET
Exons: 14
Coding region: 1439-8989 (2516 amino acids)
Biological process (GO): oxidative demethylation; positive regulation of transcription by RNA polymerase II
Cellular component (GO): nucleus
Molecular function (GO): DNA binding; DNA 5-methylcytosine dioxygenase activity; zinc ion binding
Source: RefSeq, a predicted model, not a curated record